Molecule: messenger RNA, 3660 nt
Organism: Mus caroli (Ryukyu mouse)
Lineage: Eukaryota; Metazoa; Chordata; Mammalia; Rodentia; Muridae
Gene: Bub1b
Product: BUB1 mitotic checkpoint serine/threonine kinase B
Biological process (GO): meiotic sister chromatid cohesion, centromeric; protein phosphorylation; mitotic spindle assembly checkpoint signaling
Cellular component (GO): nucleus
Molecular function (GO): ATP binding; protein kinase activity
Source: RefSeq, a predicted model, not a curated record
GCGGCGAGGCUACGUCUGCGUCAAGAGACGUUAAAUUUGAAACUUGGCGGCCGGUGCCUGAUGGGGCGUGAGGUGGCUAUUCUGAGAAGGAAUCGGAUGCGUGGUUUUGUUUAGGAGCACGGGGUGACGAUCUUCGCUGCUCCAGAGCCAGCUGAAGGUUGAGGGAGGCUCAGUUAGCACUCGGAGGAUAAAGGUCUGCGGAAGGGCGAGAGCAAGUAUUGGGAAUGCAGGAUGGCGGAGGCGAGUGAAGCCAUGUGCCUGGAGGGAGCUGAGUGGGAGCUGAGUAAAGAAAACAUACAGCCCUUACGGCACGGGCGGGUCAUGUCCACACUUCAGGGAGCUUUGGCAAAGCAAGAGUCAGCCGGCCACACUGCUCUGCAGCAGCAGAAACGGGCAUUUGAAUCUGAAAUCCGCUUUUACUCUGGAGAUGACCCUCUGGAUGUGUGGGACAGAUAUAUUAAUUGGACAGAACAGAACUACCCUCAAGGUGGGAAAGAGAGUAACAUGUCAGCAUUACUAGAGAGAGCUAUAGAAGCACUCCAAGGAGAGACGCGCUAUUAUAAUGACCCCCGGUUUCUCAGUCUCUGGAUCAAAUUGGGACAUUUGUGCAAUGAACCUUUGGAUAUGUACAGCUAUUUACAAAGCCAAGGAAUUGGUGUUUCCCUUGCCCAGUUCUAUAUUUCAUGGGCUGAAGAAUACGAAGCUAGAGAAAAUUUCAAGAAAGCGGACAUAGUAUUCCAGGAAGGAAUUGAACGCAAGGCUGAGCCCCUGGACAGACUGCAGUCCCAGCACAGACAGUUCCAGUCUCGAGUGUCGCGUCAAGCUUUCUUGGCCCUUGGGAAUGAAGAGGAGGAGGCUUUGGGGCCUUCUGAACCACAGAGAAGCUCGCUAGCUGAGCUGAAGAGCAGAGGGAAGAAGAUGGCCAGAGCGCCCAUCAGCCGUGUCGGAGGUGCUCUGAAGGCUCCAGGUCAGAGCAGAGGAUUCCUAAAUGCAGUUCCCCAGCCAGUACACGGUAAUCGCAGGAUCACUGUUUUUGAUGAAAAUGCCGAUACCGCGUCUAGACCGGAGUUAUCUAAGCCUGUAGCCCAGCCAUGGAUGGCACCCCCUGUGCCCAGGGCCAAAGAGAACGAACUUCAGCCAGGCCCGUGGAGCACAGACAGGCCUGCGGGACGCAGGCCUCACGACAAUGCAGCCUCUGUGAUGUCGGUACCCAGCGUGCUUCCCAGCUUUACUCCGUAUGUGGAAGAGAGCGCCCAGCAGACAGUAAUGACACCAUGCAAGAUUGAACCUAGUAUCAACCGUGUUCUCAGCACCAGGAAGCCAGGGAGAGAAGAAGGAGACCCCUUGCAGAGAGUUCAGAGUCAUCAGCAAGGCUGUGAGGAGAAGAAGGAGAAGAUGAUGUACUGUAAGGAGAAGAUCUAUGCCGGAGUUGGGGAGUUCUCCUUCGAGGAGAUCCGAGCUGAAGUGUUCCGCAAGAAGCUGAAAGAACGAAGGGAAGCCGAGCUGUUGACCAGUGCAAAGAAGAGGGAGGAAAUGCAGAAGCAGAUCGAAGAGAUGGAGAGGAAGCUGAAGGCAAUGCAGACUGUUCAGCAAGAAGGGGCUGGUGGCCAGCAAGAAGAGAAGAUGCCUACAGAGGACCCAGCCAGAUUGCAGAUUGCUUCAGAGCCUCAGGAAAUGUCAGGAGUUCCUCUGUCCUGUUCCGUCUGUCCACUAAGCUCGAAUCCUAGGGAAAUUUCACCUGCUGAGAACAUUUUGCAAGAACAGCCUGAUUCUAAAGGUUCCAGUAUGCCUUUCUCCAUUUUUGAUGAGUCUCUUUCAGACAAAAAGGACAAAAGUCCUGCUACAGGUGGUCCACAGGUUCUCAAUGCCCAGAGAAGACCCCUUUCAGUUCUCAAAACUACAGAAGUGGGCACCACAAAUGAAGAUGUGUCUCCUGAUAUUUGUGAUGAACUUACAGAAAUUGAGCCUCUGAGUGAAGACGCCAUCAUCACUGGUUUCAGGAACGUGACGCUUUGUCCCAACCCUGAGGACACUUGUGACUUUGCUAGAGCAGCUCGGUUGGCAUCUACUCCCUUCCAUGAGAUACUGUCCUCGAAGGGCAUCGCUGCUGAUCCCGAGGGACUGUUGCCCGAAGAGGAUCUGGAUGGGAAGGCCACUGAGGGUCAUCACACUGUUCAUCACCAGGCCCUCAUCAUAAAGAAACUGAGCCCAAUUAUUGAAGACAGCCGUGAGGCCACCCACUCAUCCGGCUUCUCCAGGUCUUCGUCCUCAGCUCCCAGUACAUCCUCCAUCAAAGGCUUUCCGCUUCUGGAAAAGCUGGAGCUGACUAAUGACGGGGCAGAAAAUGCUAUUCAGUCACCCUGGUGUUCACAGUAUCGCCUCCAACUGUUGAAAUCCCUCCUAGAGUUAAGUGCUUUUGCAGAGUUUUCUGUGGAAGAGCGACCGAUGCCUGUGCUGGAGAUAGGGAAGGAGAUUGAGUUAGGUCCUGAGGAUUACGUCAUCAAGCAAGAGCACCUAACAUGUGACGAUUACAGGUUAUUCUGGGUGGCACCAAGAAGCUCUGCAGAGCUAACCAUGAUAAAGGCAUCGUCUCAGCCUAUCCCGUGGGAUUUUUAUAUCAACCUCAAGUUGAAGGAGCGUCUGAAUGAGGACUACGACCAGCUUUGCAGCUGCUGUCAGUACCAAGAUGGCCAUGUUGUUUGGUACCAGUAUAUAAACUGCUCCACCCUUCAGAAUCUUCUCCAACACAGCAAAUUUGUUACUCAUGAAAUAAUAGUGUUGAUUAUUUACAACCUCUUGACAAUCGUGGAGAAGCUGCACAGAGCUGAAAUAGUGCACGGAGACUUGAGUCCACGGACUCUGAUCCUGAGAAACAGAAUCCACGACCCCUAUGACUAUGUAAAUAAGGACGACCAUGCUGUGAGGAUCAUGGACUUCUCCUACAGUGUUGACCUGAGGGUGCAGCUGGAUGCCUUUGCCUAUAGCGGCUUUCGGACUGCCCAGAUCCUGGAAGGACAAAAGAUCCUGGCUAACUGUUCUUCUCCCUACCAGGUAGAUCUGUUGGGUAUAGCAGACCUAGCACACUUACUCCUGUUCAAGGAACACCUGCAUGUCUUCUGGGAUGGGCUCCUCUGGAAACUUAGCCAGAGCACCUCUGAGCUAAAAGACAGUGAAUUGUGGAAUAAAUUCUUUGUGCGGAUUCUGAAUGCCAGUGACAAGCCCACGGUGUCUGUUCUGGGGGAGCUGGCAGCAGAAAUGGGUGGGGCUUUUGAUGCAACAUUCCAUAGCCACCUGAACAAAGCCCUUUGGAAGCUGGGGAAGAUAAUCAGCCCGGAAGCUUUGCUCACGCAGCAAGACAAGCAGUCAAGUGGCUCACAGAACCCUGCCUAAACCAUGUGUAUGGUGAAGAACUGGUCUGGGGCUGCUGUGAUUUGGAUUGGAGCACACUUAGACACAUCAGCAGUCCUUCACUAGGUCACUCUCAGUAGCACAGCUUUCAGCAGGUGGCUGUGCCCUGGCAGCCUCAUCUGGUUUAUUCAAAAGGUUUCUGUACAGACAGCUUCUUUUUAACCCUCUGGCUUCUGCCUUUUUUCUUUUGUAAUUUUAUAACAUGUACUCUCCUUUCACUGUAUAUUUUAUAAUAAAAUAGUUUUUGUUACA